Messenger RNA from Arvicola amphibius (Eurasian water vole), 285 nucleotides. It is a transcript of the gene Ccl26, whose product is annotated as C-C motif chemokine ligand 26. Bases 1 to 285 code for a protein of 94 amino acids. Gene Ontology annotation, molecular function: CCR chemokine receptor binding; chemokine activity. The transcript is spliced from 3 exons. Gene Ontology annotation, biological process: lymphocyte chemotaxis; chemokine-mediated signaling pathway; cellular response to tumor necrosis factor. Gene Ontology annotation, cellular component: extracellular region. NCBI's taxonomy places the organism in Eukaryota, Metazoa, Chordata, Mammalia, Rodentia, Cricetidae. The record is from RefSeq and is a predicted model, not a curated record.
AUGAAGACCUUCUCUUUGAGUUCCAUUGUUCUCCUGGCCGUCUUCCUCAGUGUCCACCUUGGAGCUGCCACUGGUGGGAGUGGCUCACCCACGCCCUGCUGCCUCAAUUUCAACCACAAGAUGCUCCCGUGGAACUGGGUGUACUCUUAUGAGCUCGCCAAAGACAGCUGUCUCCAAAAGGUCGUGAUAUUCACUACAAAACGAGGUCAGAAAGUCUGUGUCCAACCACAGGCCAAGUGGGUGCAGAGAUACAUUUCUCUGUUGAAAGCUCAGAAGCAUCUGUGA